GCGUAAGCACUCUGCACGCUCACAGACACACACAGAGUGAGAGCCACACAUAUUUAUACAUAGCCUACUCACAGACGCUUUCAUACGAAUAUUACAGAAAAGACACUGACUGAGACAUAAACAAUGCCUGGAAAGGGAUUCGUUGCUUCUGAAUUCCUUGAUGAGAAACAUCGCAUAUAAUCGACAUUUUAAUUGAUUCUUUUUAAUCAAUCAUAAAUCUUGCUUUAAGAGGGAACACGUUUUUAAAAAGGGUAUGUUUUUUUAAAGGGAGAUAACGAGACUGGACUCCUGACCAGCGUGAAACAUUUAUUUGAUCAUCAUAACGUCAGAUAAGGAUUGUCACCGUUGCUGGAUUAUCGUUUUCUUGGAUACAUUAUUGCAUCUACUGUUAUUUCAAGCUAAACAAAUAUUUUAAGGUCUAACGUUAAUUGCUGGGAGACUGGGAGGACAUUUCGCAAUGAUAUAAAACAGAAAGGAAGGAAGGAUCUUUUUUUAACCUCGGUCUGCUGCUGCCGUUUUCCUGCUGUUGGACGGAGCAUACUUUUUUUCGUUGAAGAAUACGAGAACGUUUAAAAUUGACACAUUUAAUAGCCUUUUUGGUUGCGAGACCAUCAACUCUCUUGCGGUCCACCUUGGAUUACCCGAGGAAAGAGCAAGCUUUAUUUUUAGCCUCGCUUGUCUGCAGUCUGACGUUAUUUGCAAAGUGAAACAAGGAUUAAACAUUCCUGUUCACAGUUGCCUGCUGUAUGUGGUAGGCUACAUUGUGAGGGGAACGGUGGUGUUAAGAAAGAAAGCUAUUAAUAGCUCAUGCAAUUCUCGAAAACUAUCACAACUGGUGCAUCAGUUUACCUUGUGGGGGCUGACGGAAUCCAAUUCAGAUUUCUUGCAUGCAAUUUGCAACAGACUGGUCUUCGACACCUAAACGGUCCAUUUAGUAGUGUUUAAUUAGUGGAUAAUACACGCGUAAUAAACUACAGUGUUUUUCCUAUAAGAAGUUUUCGGACUAACCACGCAUUUUGAUGGAUUUUUGCGCUCAGGAAGAAAAUAAUAGAUCUACUUCGCAUGGAUUACACUAUUAUUUAAUCAUUAAAGUAUCAUCGGAAAGACUGGCAUGGACACGGAUGGACAUUUCUCUCCAUGGAUUAAGACACGGAUACAUUUUAGCCUAGCCUACAUGCUUUCUGCGUUUGACAAUGAUCAGGUUUGGAUCGCCUGAGCUGGACAGUAACAAUGUUCUGAUCUGCGAACACACUUGGAUGUCCAAAAACAAACCAUUCGUUUUGGUAGGCUAUACAAUCAAAGGGGGUUAUUGAUACGUUUACAAUCCUUUCUUUGAAUACACCCUCUGUUCAGCCGGGUUAUUUUUUUAUGACAGUUGACAAAAUAUUUGGGCUACUUAAGGUUAGCCAUUGAUCUGUUAGACAAUUACCCGUGUUUUGGCGGUGGUGGGGCAUACUUGUGAGGGGAACAGAUUUGCCACCACUGCUCGGUCUUGUUACCGAUCAAGGAUUUCGACAUGCCCAGUACUGACGACCCGAACGGCAGACGAUUAUGACUACGGCAGCGAAUUGGGUGGCUAACGGGGCAAGCCUUGAAGACUGCCACUCCAACCUCUUCUCUCUGGCAGAGCUGACGGGCAUCAAGUGGAGGUGCUACAGCUUCCGUGGCGGCGGCGAGUACGGGCCGGUGAUCUCGGCACCAGCCCAGGACGACCCGGUGCUGCGCAGCUUCAUGCGCUGCGUGCAGGCCAACCUCCUGUGUGUGUGGCGCCGCAAAGUCAAGCCUGACGCCAAAGAGCUGUGGAUCUUCUGGUGGGGCGACGAGCCCAACCUCUCUGACGUCAUCCAUCACGAGCUGGAAGUGGCCGAGGAGGGACUAUGGGAGUGUGGGCUGUCAUACGAAUGCCGGACCCUCCUGUUCAAAGCCAUUCACAACCUGCUGGAGAGGUGUUUGUUGGACAAGGACUUUGUGCGGAUCGGGAAGUGGUUCGUCAAGCCAUACGAGUUGGAGGAGAAGCCUCUGGCCACCAGUGAGCACCUAUCGUGCUCCUUCACCUUCUUCCUGCAUGGGGAGAGUAAUGUGUGCACCAGCGUAGAGAUUGCCCAACACCAGCCUGCCUACCACAUCACUGAUGACCACAUCCGCCUGGCCCAGACCUCCUCAGCCCCCGUACAAGUGAUCCUGAGUCCGUAUGGUCUGGCGGGCUCUCUGACGGGCCAGGCCUAUAAGAUGAGUGACCAAGCCGUGAGGAAGCUGAUGGAGGAGUGGAGCUACUUCUACCCCAUGGUGCUGCAGCGCCAUAGAGAGGGGGGCACAGGGGGUGCCGGCAUGGGGGGCAUGGGUGCGGAGAAGGAGGGCUCUGACCUGCCGUUUGACCCCAACAGUCAUGUGGCCGUCGAGGUCAUCGUAGGUGGUGUGAGGAUGAUCUACCCAGCAGCCUUUGUGUUGGUUGCCCAUGGCGACCUGCCUGUGGACCAGCCCCUACCUGCCCCCGGAGCCCAGGGGCUCAGCAGAGACCCCUCCCAUUGUAGCAUCCCCCUCACACCACCCACCUCACCUGAACAGCCCUGCUCAGCAGACAGUGGCUUUGUGACAGUGUCCAGCAUCCUCCCUGCCCAGGAGAGGGCCAUUGGGGCCACCAACCACAGCCCAAAGCAUUCUGGGAAGAAACUGACCAAUCAGGUGGUGCAUCAGGCAUGGAAGGAGUGUUAUCUCAACCAACUGCAACACAAAUGCAGUGUGCCCAGUAACGUGACGCCAAAGAAGGAGGCGCCAAACGGGGUGACCACCUGGGACUUUAUCGACUCGGGCGAGAGGGCACCCUGCAGCUGCUCCAGGUUAAAGCAGCAGCAGAAACAGCAGCAGCAGAAACAGCAGCAGCAGAAACAGCAGCAGCAGACCAACACCUCCUCUGCCAAUCCUCUGUCUGGUGCCAACCCCACCCCCUCCCUGGGCCCAGCACUUCCUCCUCCCUCCCUGCCUAAGCACAAGGCCACGGACAAGUCCGAGAAACCCGACAAACAGCCCAAGAGGGUCGCCGCCAUGACCCCCUUCCACCACCGGCUCUCUGUGGGCCAGGAGGGCUGCCUGGAACAAGACUCCACUGAAGGUUCCCAGCUCGGCCUAGUCGCCCUGGACCCUCUCCUGGAUCCCAUGCCCACCUGCAAGUACCCCAAGCCCCUCUCAGCUGGCAGGAAAGGCCCCCAGUCCCUGCUCCACUCUCCCGUCUCCCCAUUACCCCCCACGCUCAGCCCCCAUCCGCGGGUGGGGCAGGACCCUGAGGUUCUGGACGCUCCUGUGGGCAUGGCCCCCUGUCCAGAUGGGGCGUCAGGGCUGGGGGUGAUGGAGCCCAGUGCGACUGCUCUCUAUGCAGCCCCUCUGGGGCCCAGAGAGAGGGAAGCUGGGGUGGGCUGGUGGAGGGGCUUCAGGACUCCCAGGGCUGAUAAGGCUGAGUUCAGGCCUCCAGAGCUGCCCAGUGACAGAGUGGAAAUAAAGACAGAGACACAGGUCACUGAGGGAGUUGCACUGAAAAGACUAUUCGCGCAGACAGAGAAGUGUUUCAAGAUAUCUGAGGAGCGCGUUAGGGAACACAUCCAGACCCUGGGUCUACUGCAGCAGCCUGGGGUGGAAGGAAUGGGGGACCUUGGGGACGACCCAUAUGACUUCAAGGAGGGAGACAUCGAGUACAGCUUCCCCACCUCCAAAAGACUGAAGGGCCGAGACCCUAGCAAGAGAGGCCCCAAGGGAGAGGAUAUUAGCAACGGUGCACUGCCUGAUGGGAAAGAUGCCAUGUCCAUCUUUAGCUCUGCCCCCAAAGCUGAUGAUGACUCACCGCAGGACGACGAGGCGGCCAAAGCCCAAAACCCUCCUCUAACCAGGGAGACUGAUCUGGUGGUCCUCAUCUCAGACCUGGAGAACAUUUUCGACGAGGAUGAGGAGGAACUUGGGCACACAGCCAGGGUCCUGGUAUCAGGAGGUGAAGACCGAAGGGAGGGGAGGGUGGCUGUGCCCUAUCCUUCAACAGUAGCAGACCUCCAGCGGAUGUUCCCCACACCUCCGUCCUUGGAGCAGCACCCAGCCUUCUCCCCCAUCAUGACAUACCGCGACACCCCCAGCCAAGAGCCCCCAGCCCCCUCGGGGGGCUCUGACCACCCCCUGGGCCCCCUGUCCUCCACCCAGCUCCAGGAGUACCGGAUGGAGGUGGAGGAAGGCAUGGCCAGUCCUAAACAUGAGGACAUUAAGGACUUCUCAUUUGUGUACCGUGUCCCGUCUGUCCAGCCACAGAUGGGCUGCUCAAUGUUUGCUCCGCUGCGGACCCUCCCCAGCCAGUGUCUGCCCCCAAUUAAGGUGCCUGACCAGUGUUACUACCGGCCCUCCUGGGCCCUGCUGCCCAAGAUGGAGCAUUACUCCUCCCUGCCGCCCUCCUUCAUCAGAGAUGGAUAUGUCAACGUCCCCAGUGUUGGGGACCAGGAGUAUGCCCAGUUGAGUGCCAGUGCCCUAUCCAUAGGCACCACCGGCAGCAUCCUCCCCUCACCCUCCCCUGCCACCCCCCGCUUCUCCGUCCCCACCCCUCGUACCCCGCGCACCCCCAAGGGCGUUGGCACGGCCAGCGGGCAAGGCUCUGUGAAGCAGGAGGGCACCGGGACAGAGCUGAGCUCCCCUGCCUCCACGCCCUCCACCAGCCUGCCUAUGAGCUCCCUGACUGAGCCCCAUGCGUCUUGCCCCGCCCUGCCCGAGGCCCACAGCCUGUACGCCGCCCUGCUCCUCUCUGACUCAGUCCUCAACGUCUUCAAAGAUCGCAACUUCGACAGCUGCUGCAUCUGCGCCUGCAACAUGAACGUGAAGGGUGCCGACGUGGGCGUGUACAUCCCCGACUCCACGCUCGAGGACCAGUACCGCUGCAUGUGCGGCUUCAGCGCCAUCGUCAACCGCCGGCUGGCCCACGGCACGGGCCUCUUCCUGGAGGACGAGCUGGACAUCUUCGGGAGGGGCUCGGAGGUGGGCCGGGCAGCCGAGAGGAGGCUGGCACUGUGCCGCAGAGACCCACCCAUGGGAGACCCCCGGGCCAAGCGCCCCCAGGACUCCUCCCCCGCCCCUUCCUCUGUCAUGGGGCUCCUCCAGGAGCAGUGCUCCCAGCCCAUCUCCUCCCUGGCCUCCCUACACCUCCCUCCUGCCUGCUCCUGCCACGGCCGCCAGGGGGCCCUGCUCCAGAGCUGGAUGGCUGAUAAGCAGUGGACGGAUGGCAGUGAUGCGUGUGUGGAGUGUUACAACGCGCUGGUACAGGGGCAGCAGUAUGUGGAUAACCCCGCCGGAGGGAAAGUAGAUCCGGCUGUUGUGAGGAGCAGCGCUCUACACUCCUGGCCUCACACCAACGUGUUGGACAUCAGUAUUCUGUCGUCCCAGGACGUGGUGCGUAUGCUGCUGUCCCUGCAGCCCUUCCUCCAGGACGCAAUCCAGAAAAAACGUACGGGCCGGACCUGGGAGAACAUCCAGCAUGUCCAGGGUCCACUCACAUGGCAACAGUUCCACAAGAUGGCCGGCCGGGGAUCCUACGGGUCAGAGGAGUCGCCCGAGCCCCUUCCCAUCCCUACCCUGUUGCUGGGCUACUACGAUAACUAUGACCGUAACUUCCUGGCUCUGUCGCCCCUGGCGCUUCCCUUCUGGGAGAAGCUGCUGUUGGAACCAUAUGGGGGACAGAGGGAUGUGGCCUUCCUGGUGCUCUGCCCCAACUCUGAAACCCUGCUGGCCGGGGCACAGGCCUUCUUCCAGGAGCUCAGCGCUGUCUAUGAGACGUGUCGGUUGGGGAAACACAGACCACUUGCAAAGGUCUCCAGAGAUGGGCUGGUGCGUGUGGGGGCAGAGACGGAAACUGAGACCGAUAAGGAGAAAGAGAAGGAGAGGCAUGAGGAGGAGCAGGUAGACCAGUGGUUCACAGGGCCCUGGGCUGGACAGCAACACAGCGACAACCUCAGAAAACUCCAACUCUAUGCGCGCGCCUGCAGGAAGCAGCUAGGUCCACAGUUGUCUGCCCUGUCUUUGGACAGCAGUCUGUUGUUACCCCCCAAGCCUCAGCCUCCUCCAGCCCCUACGCCCUCCUCAGCCCAGCCUGCCCCCUCCUCCAGCCAGCCCCCCUAUGGUCCUGGGGCCCCUGCUGAGGGAGAGUCAACAGCCCCCCCAGUGGCCCACAGCUCAGAAAGCACCCCAACCCCCACAGCAGCAGCCUCGGGCCAGCCAGGUCCAGCAGAGAGCACCCAAGGAGGGUCCACUGAGGUCAAGAAUACCCCCAAUGCCCCACCACCACCACCUAGCCAGCCAGAGACCCCUGAGAGUGUGGCGGAGCGGGAGCGAAUCGGCAUCCCCACGCUGGCGGACUCGGCCGAUAGCCACGCCCACCCCCCGGCCAUUGUGAUCUACGUGGUGGACCCCUUCCUGUGCUCGGGCCAAGCGAGGGAUGGAGGAGGAGGAGAGGAGGAGGAGGGUGAGGAGGUGGAGACAGGCAGUGUGUGGUUACUAGGGCUGCUGCGUUGCUACACAGAGAUGCUACAGACAUUGCCGGAGAGCAUGAGACCAGCACUGGUGUUACAGGUGGUGCCAUGUCAGUACCUGCUCCAGCCAGCCAGUGGUGAGAGCCCUCUGUACCUGCAGCACCUGCGCUCCCUGGCCUUCUCAGCCUACUCCCAGUGCAGACGCCUCCUACCCACACAGACACACAUCAAGUCUCUGACUGGCUUUGGCCCCGCCUCCACCCUAGAAUCUGUGCUCAAGAGCCCAGAGCACCCCAGCCCUCUACAGGGCUACUCUCCCCCGUACAUUCUGGGUCCUACCCGUGCCAAGAUGCCGGAGCCAGGGGAGGUGUGGGCAGAGAUCCCUUCCAGGUACAACGUGCUGUUUGUGGGCUACUGCCUGUCCCACGACCAGCGCUGGAUCCUGGUCUCCUGCACCGACCAACAGGGAGAGCUACUGGAGACCUGCAUCAUCAACAUCGAUGUGCCCAACAGAGCGCGGUGGCCCAAGGUCUCAGCCAGGAAGAUGGGACUGCAAAAGUUAUGGGACUGGUGUGUCGGCAUCAUCCAGAUGACCUCACUGCCAUGGAGGAUCGUAAUUGGUCGGCUGGGCAGACUAGGACAUGGUGAACUGAAAGACUGGAGCGUUCUCCUGGGGGAGCACUCCCUCCACUCCAUCAGUCGCCAGCUGAAGGAGGCAUGUCGUAUGUGUGGCAUCUCCUCCGCCGACUCCCCCUCCAUCCUCAGCGCCUGCCUGGUUGCCAUGGAACCCCAGGGCUCCAUCGUGGUGAUGCCAGACGCAGUGACGAUGGGCUCGGUGUUUGGUCGCAGCACAGCCCUCAACCUGCAGACGUCCCAGCUGAACACCCCUCAAGACGCUUCCUGUACCCACAUCCUGGUAUUCCCCACCUCCGCCACCACACAGCUGGCUGCCAGCUCCUACCCCACAGAGGAUAACGCCGACGACAUGUUCGACCUGCCUUUCCCUGACGAGCUGGAGAAUGACAUAGGACAUGACAUUCUCAACCUGCACCCCUCCCCCAACACCUCCCCCGUACCCUCCCCAGGCUCCCCCUCUGGCAUGGGGGGAAGCUCACACUUCCAGCAUAACAGGAGUCAGGGAGAGAGGUUUCUGUCCAGGGAGAACCCUCCGGAGGAGCUGAAGCAGCAGCCUCUAGCCCUGGGAUACUAUGUUUCCACUGCCCAGGCUGACAGCCUGCCUCACUGGUUCUGGGCCUCCUGCCCUCAGGCUCAGAACCAGUGUCCACUCUUUCUCAAGGCAUCUCUACACCACCACAUCGCCAUUGCCACAGCCCAAUCAGAUGAGCCCAAUCAGACAAACUCAGACAAGACGACCAAGAGGAUACCUCACCCUCUGGACUCCAAGACCACCUCUGACGUGCUCAGGUUUGUGUUGGAGCAGUACAACGCCCUCUCGUGGCUGACGUGUAACCCUGCCACCCAGGACCGCCGCUCCUGCCUGCCCGUCCACCUGGCCGUGCUCACACAGAUGUACAAUGCCGUCCUCAACAUGCUCUAGCGAUGGGACUUACUAAUGGACAGCUACGGAAACUGAGUACUGUACAAUCCAUGGCCUCUGAGGUUAUGUGUGCCUGCCUGCCUGCAAUGUCUCUGCCGGGACACCAGAGAGAGCCAGAGGUCUGUUAAAACAAUUCAGGAAGGACAGAUAGGGUGAGACUUAUGGACCCCUUUUACACCUAGUAUUACCAUGUGAUCUGUGAUCAAAUCAUGGCUAUAAUUCAGUGGAUUGAUGGCCAAAAUGGUGGCAGUAGGAAAACAGAUUGUGCUGGUCCUUGGUUGGGAAACAAACAAACGCCUAUGUACAGUACAGAGAGACCUUUGAACAUGAACAGUAGGGUCAGCCAUGAGACCAGUCCAGUGCAAUUCUUACCUUUAAAAAACGGUUAUUGUAAGAUGCGGUGAUAUGCCAACAACCAUCUGAAAAGGCACGUACCGUCUGAGAGAGAAGAUGGAGAUAUCCAGCUAUGCCCUUUUUAUUGUCAUAAUAGGACAUUUCAGUGUUACAUUUGUCAUUAUCAGAUCAGCAUUGUUGUACAGGAGGACUUUUCACCCUGUUCCUGUGAGACUGAAGAUGUUUUGAAGCCAUGGAGGAAACAUGUUAAAGGGUGCACUAUGUGACCUAUAGUGUGGUCCUGCAUGAAGACUUGGACCAUCCCCCUUACCAGCCAUAACAGUGAUACCCUGGGAGAUACAGACAUCCUCAUGUAGGAUGGGAGCCUGGGAGUCACCUGCAUAGGUGUCCUGUAUCUGCCCCACACUGCACAACCAGGGACCCAACUGACCAUAGCAACACAGCAGCUUCCUACCUUCAAUAACACUUUUACAUGUUUGUAAGGAACUGUAGUUGUGAGUUCAUUGGCUCGCGGUUUAGUAAUGAAAUUCAUACCAACAAUCAUAAAAGGGCGUAGAACACAACAAUUUCCUGUGAGGUCAAAGCAUUUGAUAAUGGCACUUUUUCCUUACUUUUGGAAGUUACAAUUUUAUUGCUGUACAUAUGAACACACUGAAUACUAUUUGACAAAUAAUGAACAGAGGUUCUUGUUUAUAGAGUUAAACUGACAUUUGUGAAGAAUUUAGAAUUAUUUUUAAUAUUUAAAAUUACAUUUUGAAGACAAACAAUUAUCAAGGUCAUUUCCAAAUUUAAUAUCAAUCACCUUGGGGUCGGAAAUGGAAAUUGACGUUUUGAAGCAAAUUGUAAAAAACAAAAAUGAUAAACUUUCAUAUUUAUAUAUAUUAUAUCAUGCAUAUAAAUUCAUAUAUAUAUAUAUGUAUAUGUGUAUAUAUAUGUGUAUAUAUAUAUGUAUAUAUAUAUAUAUAUAUAUAUGUGUGUGUGUAUAUAAAUAUAUUACUUCUCUAAAACAGCCACAUGAUGGUGAUAGUGGUUUAUACAUAACUUUCUCUUUGAAGAGGCAAAUACAGUAUAAAUCUUUUAUCAAAGAAAAUGUAUUUUAGUUCUAUACUUUUAUAUUUUUUCAAUUAUUGAAAUGUCAACUUUUUGCCGUUUUAUUUAAUGAGUUUAAAUUAAGGAGCUUAAUACUGUAGGAAAGAUAUAUUUAUAAAGUGUCUCUCUUCUCCUGCUAAAUAAACUUGAAAUAGGCAAUAGAUUUCAACGGUAUGUAUUUGAGCAUUACAUGGGUGUUGUAUAUUUAACUAAUAUGCUUUAUUUCAGUGGUGGUCCUAAAUGAUGUCAAGCAAACCAUCAGAAAAGCCUAUUUCUUGAGCUCCACUCAAACAGCCCUGCUAUUUGUACAAUUCCUAGCAUGUUUGUAUAUACACUUUUCACCUGCGUUUUUUUCGAAUUUCUCAAAGCUGUACAUUUCAUGCUGGUUUAACUGACUUUAUUUUAAGUGAUUCCUAUAAAGUAUUUUUUGCUGUGGGCUUUUUUAAAUAUAAAUAUAUACAUAUGAAGUCUCAUUCAAAAUACAGCCAAGGGUGUAUUGCCAAGAAAUGUACAUUAAAGUACAAAAGAGGGCAAGUUUGCAAAUUUGUUACAUCUGCCAUCAUUUUGAAUAUGAGACAGAUCUAUCUUGGAGAAGAGAUCUGUGACUUUUACACUCUUUUUUUUUUUAGUAAAUUAUUAAAACUCUUGAAAAAAAGCUCCCUUUGAGUGUGUGUG
This is a messenger RNA of Salmo salar (Atlantic salmon), 10161 nucleotides long. RefSeq names its product mediator of RNA polymerase II transcription subunit 13-like. Gene Ontology annotation, molecular function: transcription coregulator activity. The record is from RefSeq and is a predicted model, not a curated record. NCBI's taxonomy places the organism in Eukaryota, Metazoa, Chordata, Actinopteri, Salmoniformes, Salmonidae. Gene Ontology annotation, biological process: regulation of transcription by RNA polymerase II. Gene Ontology annotation, cellular component: mediator complex.